CGUCAAACGAGUCGCCAGAGCUCCGGAGUUUCCUGAUAGGCACCAGGGGAGCGAAAACCAGAGUACAGGGGCAAGGUCAAAGGAGCCUCCCAGACUACUGAGAUUACAGAGGUGCCCAGCUCAGAAUCAUGAUGGGAUAUGUGAUCAAUCCCCCCUGCUCCAUCUCCCCAUCCACCUCUUCUACCACAUAUGUCCAGUCCCACAGGAAGUUCUCCGCCCCACGGCAUGGACACCUGGGCUUCCUGCCCCACAAGAGGAGCCAUCGGCACCGGGGCAAGGUGAAAACAUGGCCAAGGGAUGACCCUAGCCAGCCUGUACAUCUUACAGCCUUCCUGGGCUACAAGGCGGGGAUGACCCAUACCCUGCGUGAGGUGCACCGCCCUGGCCUCAAAAUUUCCAAGCGGGAAGAGGUGGAAGCAGUGACGAUUGUGGAGACACCACCCUUGGUGGUGGUUGGCGUGGUAGGCUAUGUGGCCACCCCUCGAGGCCUGAGGAGUUUCAAGACCAUCUUUGCAGAGCACCUUAGUGAUGAGUGCCGCCGCCGCUUCUACAAAGACUGGCACAAGAGCAAGAAGAAAGCUUUCACCAAGGCCUGCAAGAGGUGGCGUGAUGCUGAUGGCAAGAAGCAGCUCCAGAAGGACUUUGCUGCCAUGAAGAAGUACUGCAAAGUCAUUCGGGUCAUUGUCCACACACAGAUGAAGCUGCUGCCCUUCCGGCAGAAGAAGGCCCACAUUAUGGAGAUCCAAUUAAAUGGUGGCACGGUGGCUGAGAAGGUGGCCUGGGCUCAGACCCGGCUGGAGAAGCAGGUGCCGGUACAUAGUGUUUUCAGCCAGAGUGAGGUCAUUGAUGUCAUCGCUGUAACCAAGGGCCGGGGUGUCAAAGGGGUCACCAGCCGCUGGCAUACGAAGAAGCUGCCACGGAAGACCCACAAGGGGCUACGCAAGGUGGCCUGCAUUGGUGCCUGGCACCCUGCUCGUGUGGGCUGCUCCAUUGCCCGGGCUGGGCAGAAGGGUUACCACCACCGCACUGAGCUCAACAAGAAGAUCUACCGCAUUGGCCGAGGGCUCCACAAGGAGAAUGGGAAAUUGGUCAAGAACAACGCAUCCACCAGCUAUGAUGUGACAGACAAGUCCAUCACACCACUGGGUGGCUUCCCCCACUACGGGGAAGUCAACAACGACUAUAUCAUGCUGAAGGGUUGCAUCGCAGGUACCAAGAAGCGGAUCAUCACGCUGAGGAAGUCCCUCCUGGUGCACCACAGCCGCCGAGCCCUGGAGAACAUUGAGCUCAAAUUCAUCGACACCACCUCCAAGUUUGGCCAUGGCCGCUUCCAAACAGCCCAAGAGAAAAGGGCCUUCAUGGGCCCCCAGAAGAAACAUCUCGGGAAGGAGAAGCCAGAGGCCUCAGGAGAUUUGUAGGCAGUGCGGGAUGGAAGGACCUGAGGCGUGC
Fukomys damarensis (Damara mole-rat) is the source of this 1449-nucleotide messenger RNA. RefSeq names its product ribosomal protein L3 like (gene Rpl3l). The coding region runs from base 129 to 1418 and encodes 429 amino acids. The transcript has 11 exons. Lineage: Eukaryota; Metazoa; Chordata; Mammalia; Rodentia; Bathyergidae. Gene Ontology annotation, molecular function: RNA binding; structural constituent of ribosome. The record is from RefSeq and is a predicted model, not a curated record. Gene Ontology annotation, cellular component: ribosome; cytosolic large ribosomal subunit. Gene Ontology annotation, biological process: translation; ribosomal large subunit assembly.